Messenger RNA from Symbiodinium sp. CCMP2592, 2067 nucleotides. Lineage: Eukaryota; Dinophyceae; Suessiales; Symbiodiniaceae. The record is from the annotation of a GenBank genome assembly.
AUGAACCUGAUGGUGCAGAAGAAGAGAAUGACCGGCAUGAGCAGUGACUAUGUAUUUGAAAGUGUCAAUGCAGAUGACGUCCUCAUGCUGAUGGCAGCGUACAGGGUCUCUCACCAGUUACUCUUACCCGAAGCGUUGAAAGUCAUGGCGUUGUGCGCGAACAUGGUCCACGGCUUGAAAGUGGUGACCUUGAAGUCGCGGAACACAAAGUCGGGCUCCUCCACGAACCGGACCCCAGUAAAAGGCGACCUGAACAUCUGCCACACCGGCUUCAAUGACAACUACCGGGUCACUACCGACAACACCCGGAUCCACAAGAGGAAGGAGAGCGUGAGCCGGGGGAUCUCCUUCCCCUGCAAGGAGAUCGACAUGGCUGUCUCGCAGCUAAUCAGGUCUCGGGGUGGCGCGGAUCGCAGCUUGAGCUUCGAAGAGCUCAAAAGCUUCUUCCAGAGGAUUGCUGAAUUGCAGAAGAAAGUGACGGCAUAUCAGCUGAGACUUAAGCAAUCUGCCAAGCAAGAGAAGAGACUGCGUGAGGCCAAUACAAGACUUCAGAAGUCUGUGUCCGAAAUUUCCACGGACAAAGAACUAUCCUUGGAUAUCGAGCGUACCAAAGGUGGGCGGCAGCUUACACUACGUGGAUCAAUGGCUUUAGCUAUCCGUCGUAACUUCGGGAAUGUUGCGUGUGCGGAUGUGGGCAGCAUGUUGUUGGAAGACAUCACUCGGUGGACCGUGUCGAGGGCAGAGACAAGGGCAGGGUCGUCGCUGGUUGCAUCUGCGCGACUUUUCUUUCAUGGCCUCUAUGAUGAAAUCGUCAAGCCGAAAAGAUUUUCUUUGGUCAUUCAUUCAUUUCGCCAGGACGCAACCAAUUCUGGAAUCCUGAAAUGUUCCAAGCUUGCAGCACUGUUGUUGCAGACGGCUUAUUUGUCUGUAAACGACGGCGAUGAUGGUGAUGGGUUGUCCAAAGAGAUAUUGCGUGAGUGGAGGUUCGAUGAGAUUUUUGAGAGCAUUAUCCGCGUAGCAGAUGUGUUGCCAGUGAUAGAUGGAACGUCUGAAGGGACAGUGAGUCAGACCUUGAAACAGCUGGAGAGCCUUGGAUGCACCACGUGGGGUGUCGCUGCGGAUACUCGACAACUCGACAAUUAUCCCGGUCCUGACCCGGUUCUGAGAACUCUGAGGCACCAUGACAUUGACACCUGCGUGACCUGGUUCGUAGCCACCACGGAUGCAGGCUCGAACGAGGUGGGUGCACGCAGGAUCAUCCAUGCAGAGCUCCUGGGCAAUCCUCAAGUGUAUUACUUUGACACAACCUGCCUGGAACACUCCCAGCACCUGGUAUCAUUGACAGCUCUCAAAUGUGCGGAUCGUCUCCUCAAAGGGGUACGUAGCUGGAAAUAUUAUGCCAGCCUUGCCACAUGUGCCACGGUAUGCAGAGAUUUGUGCAAGAAGAUAUUCGAACGCUGGUCAGAAGAGCACGGUGCGCAAUCUGCUAAGAAACAUGUUCGUACACUGUUUCCUAAAGCUUGUUCUGGCAGAUGGACUGGUUGCGACAAGCCGGAGCAACGUUUCCUUCAAUGUGGCCAAUCAAAACUGUCGCCUAUCCUUUCUGACGUCAUCAUGUCGAAGAAUUCUAAAACUGAUUCCAGCUCCCGGAAAGAAAAGGAUCAUGUCGACGAGCUGGCCAUCGAGCAGCAGCAGGAGUACAGCGCAAAGAUGGGACGAUGGCGGCGUCAGGCCAAGCAGUGCUUGGAGGACCCUGUGUGGUGGCGAUGCGUGGAAGCCAUGCAUCUAUGCAGGCAGCCGCUGUCACAUGUUUCGAAUUUUCUCCAUCAGCUCCAGGACACAGACAAGGACAUGUCCCACAUUGCUCAGUUGGUUCUGGGGAAGGCAGCCAAUAUUCGGGCUGAGUUUGACAGUUUGCACCAGUCAGACUGGCUGGCGACUUUAUCCCGGGAUCUCGAGGCAGAUGAUGCACAGUUCAUUCGUAAUUUUGCGAUGCUUGACGUGAUUGAUCGGGUCACCUAUGAAUCUUCAGUAUUUUUAGUCUUAUUCACACCCUUCUAUCGGUGA